Messenger RNA from Metarhizium robertsii ARSEF 23, 6240 nucleotides. RefSeq names its product ATP-dependent DNA helicase PIF1. NCBI's taxonomy places the organism in Eukaryota, Fungi, Ascomycota, Sordariomycetes, Hypocreales, Clavicipitaceae. Gene Ontology annotation, biological process: DNA repair; telomere maintenance. The record is from RefSeq and is a predicted model, not a curated record. Gene Ontology annotation, molecular function: DNA helicase activity. The coding region runs from base 1 to 6240 and encodes 2079 amino acids. The transcript has 5 exons.
AUGUCAGGCGCGGUGCAGAACAGCCGAGUGAUGAAAGCUCGGGGUGACGAAUCUAGAAGUGUCGAGGCCCUGAAGACGGUGAGCCGUAUCUGGGGCGGAGACAAGGUUCACUAUUACCAGUGGGCGUAUAGUGGAAUCAAUUUCUGUAACAAACUCUGUGCAGCGGCUCGCAAGGUGAGCGAUUGGGAAGAAGCUGUAGUGAAGUUAAACAGGUUGCUUCACAGACGAUCCCAGCAGCUUGGACGACGGCCAAUUAAGUACUCGGUUAACCCUAUCGAAUCGGAUGAUUUGAUAAACUUAAGGGCCUGGUCUCAUAAGGAUCCAUACGUCAAGAAAAAUGACUGUGAAAGAAUCAGUCUAGUUUUCAGCAAUCUGGCUGCCAGAGAUUUGCCGGCCGGGUUUGGUUUCGAUAAAUUCGGGCUGAUGGUACGAAGUGGACAGCAACAGUCGGGCGGCGAUCAGCCUUCGCGGGAGGAGAUGGAAAGCCGGAGUCCUUGGGAUGGCGGUGACUGGGUUCGAGACCGCCUGCGGGAAGGACACGGGAAUCUGGCGCGUUUGAGGACGGUGAUGCGCAUCUGGGGCGGAGACAAGGUUCAAUAUUACAAGUGGGCGCAUAGGGGAGAAGAUUUCUGCAAAAAGCUCUGCACAGCGGCCCGUCAGGUGAGCGACUGGGAUGAAGCUGUAGUGAAGUUGAACAGGUUGAUUCGCAGACGAGCUGAGCAAAUUGGGCGACGCAAGGUCAAGCAAUCGGUCGACCCGAUUGAUCCGGAUGAUUUAGUAAAUCUGAAAGCUUGGUCUCAUAAAGAUCCAUACGUCAAGAAGAACGAUCGCGAAGGAAUCGCGCUGUCUCUCAGAAAGCUGGCUGUCACAGAUCUGCCAGCCGGUUUUGGCUUCGACAAGUUCGGGCUGAUGGUGGAGAAGGAUGCUCGGCGAGGGGAGAAGAAAAGGCAGGGUCCUAGUAGCACAGAUGGACUGCGAUCGAAACGUGCUAGAAUCAUGGUCCGCCAGGAGAGAACUGAGAGCGAUCAAGAGGAGGACCUUGCCAGUGUUCUGCGCUGCAUGAAUGAAGAAUUUGCGGAGAAAGAGCGAUUGUCCCACAGCCAGGAAUGGAGUAUUCCUGUUUCUCUUGAGAAGAAGGUGUCCACCGUCCAGGAAUACUACAAUGCGUUCCAUGACGUGAGCACCCUGCCGAUACAUACCUGCACGAUCUGUUAUCUGAAGUAUGCUAGAGUGGAUCUGGGUGAGGUUGAUUGGGAUCGGUGGGUGGUUGGUAUCGUCGAGAAACGUGACGAUUCACCUUUUAGGUGCAGGCGGUGCUUUCUGCCGGGAAAGAAGAUCGUGGCUUGUUUUGAUUGUCUGAAGCACCUUGAAAGAGGUGCCUUGUCUCCUGCAGCCCAGUUGCAUACUAGGCUCGGGUGCGAACAUAUGUUUCCAGACGAGUUGAAGGGCCUUACGCCGAUCGAGGAAAAGCUUAUCGCGCUGAACUCCUGUUAUGGGUUCAUCACCAAGUACAGUCUAGCAGACUGGCACAGGCAGAGCGUGAGAUAUCCGAAGCAUGUUAAGGGCAACAUCACAGUCUUCCCCAACAACGUGCAAGAGCUAGUAAGAGAUGUCCUGCCUCACCCGCUAUUGAAGGUGCUGGAUGAGGUGCACGUGUCCUGGCAGGGUGUUGAGAAACCAGCACCGAGCGAUCUUUCAGCGCUUUUGUCGGUGCGGCGCCGCGUCGUGGAGAGGGCGCUGGUAUGGCUAAAGAGGUACAAUCCUCUAUAUGCCGAUAUCCAUAUCGACACGGCGGAAAUGGAUAGCUGGGGUACGGCCAUACAUGGCGUACCCUCUCAGAUCUACGAUCGUUUGGAACGGAACGAGCCGUCGGCGUCGGAGAAGGCGCGAACAGGGCCAGUUGUUCCACGGACAGAGCGUGGUCUGGAAGAGGACGGACCCGUUGAUAUCCGCGAAGUUCUAGCUAUGCUAGGCCAAGGAGACGAUAUUGUUGCAGAUCCAGCCGAGGCGAGUGAGCAGGCUAAUGCAGUUGGCGAAGAUGGAAAUGAGGAGCAGGCGGAGCUUGAGAGUGGUGCCGAUGUGAUCCACGAGACCAUCUCGUCCGGGAUGUUCGCUCUCGAUGAUCAGCCGGAUAUCAGGGAUGCGGAGAAGUUGCAGCAAGUUUACGACGCUCUGAGCCAGGAGGCUGUUCGCGACGACAAGGCGGGAAGUGAUUGGGCGGGGUCGGCCGAGUUGCGGCGUGGAUACACGUCCGAACCUUAUAUCGUUGUGUCCCGUUGCGAGGAAUUUGCCGAUUCCUUCGAUACGCGGUUCUUUGCAAAGGCAUUCCCGACGCUGUUCCCGGUCGGAAAUGGAGGCCCACGGCAAGCGGAGGAGAGCGUCGCGGACACGGCAGGGGACAGGGAAAUGGUCCUUGACGCGGACGCCACAGCUUGGGGUCUAGUGUCGUCCCGGAACAUGAGCCUAGAGACAUGGGCAGGCUUGGUUCUCCAGCGUCACGGCGGUCGCUUUGCGACACACCACGUCUUCAGCUUUCUCGUCUUUAACAUGGGCGUCAAGUCAAGGAACCGCCGGGUAAGCAUGCUAAGCGUGAGAAGGAAGAAUUUCCGCGAAGUGGAGCAUAUUGUUCGAUCGCUGACCGCAGAGAGGCUGGGGGAGGCCAGGGCUGAGUUGGAGGAAUCCGGGAAGACCGUCGACGAGGCAGUCAACAAGCUCUUAAGGAGCCUGUCUCUGUAUGGGUUUCGCCAGCCGAUGUCAAGGGAGAAUCGUUUAAGUAUGCGGCGGAAGAUCAAGGCUCUCAUAAUUCGGCACGGCAUUCCGGCCAUUUGGUUCACGCUGAACCCAAAUGAUAUCACGAACCCAGUCAAGCUCAGGCUCGCGGCACACCGCUUCCGGGACCCAGACGAGGCCGAGGCCUUCUUAACGAGUCUCGACCUGGCAUACAAACGGGCGAGGCUGGCGAUUUCGGACCCUCUCAGCUCGGCAAUUUUCUUCCACAGGGAGAUGGAGAUGUUCUUCAAGUACUAUGUGAGGACAGGGGAGGACUCGGUGUUCGGGCGUAUCAGUCAAUACUUUGGAGCUGUAGAGACCAACGAGCGCGGCGCGCUCCGCCUCCACGGCAUUCUCUGGCUUCAAGGGAACAUGCAUCUGAGCUCCAUCCUCAAAGAUGUGCAGGGGGAGGACCAGGCAACAUAUCGUGAUCGGGUGAUCCAGUACGUAGACAGUGUCUUCACGGAGGACCUCGACCAAGCGGCAUCCGCGGCAGUUCAGGCGGAGAGGUCUGUGACGUCAGAUAUAUCAUCGAUGUUGCAGAACAGCCACCAAUUUGCCGCAGCAUUCGACGAGGAGGCAAAUUUCUGCGCCGGGGCCACCCAGAUACACACCCACAGCCCGACUUGUGUCAAGUAUUCCAUUAAGAAACAAGGGAGGAAGAGUAACCUCUGUCGGUUCAAAGCGCCUUGGAGACUUGUUGAGAAGACUGCGUUUACGGAAGACGGAGUGUUGCGGAUUCAACGCAGGCACGAAUGGGUAAAUCGUUGGAACAAGGCGAUGGCUGUAGGGCUGCGGCACAACCAUGACAUAUCAUUCAUCGCGACCCAGUGUAAGACCUUGGCCAUAGUCUACUACGUGACGAACUAUGCAACCAAAGUGGAGGAUCCCGUAUGGAAGCGUGUGGCAGCUGCGGCGGACGCGGUUGUCGCGCAGGUUGCUAGCGAGGAUGACAGUCGUCAGAACAAGACGCGGCAGUUCUUGAUGAGGGUUGCGAACCGGAUAUUCACGGAGCGGCCCUUGUCGCAGGUAGAAGUCGUCGCCCAUUUGCUGGGCUACCCUACCGAGUUUGCAAACAAUGACGCAUGGACGUUUUUAAAUGCAUCUUCCCUCUACUGGCACAUCUUCCGACGGUGGAGCCACCUGCGAAGCGCGAGUGGUAUGGAGCAUGUGGACGAGCCUAUGGACGAGACGGUCCUUCUGGAGGAAGCUGGGGAGAGGGUCUCCUUUGUGCAGGCAUACCCGCACCGUGGCAGACUUCUGCAAGGCCAGUCGCUGUACGACUAUAUGUCCUUGGUCAAACUGAAGCGGAAGGGCAAGAGGGCAGCUACUUGGGGCGAGCUGGAGUUUGACAGUGUCUGGCCGCUCUCGCAGAUGUGGGUGCAGGCAUUGCAGAGGCCGGGUAGGCAUGCCGUCGUCUGUCUGGACGGCUACCUCUGCAUGGAUUUUGGCGAGGAAGAGGAGCUCUAUCACAGGAGGGCGGCCGUACAACAUCUGGCCAUCUUUGUCCCGUGGGAGUCGUUCUUGUCCGAGACGUCAGGCGAUAUCAAUACCAUUUGGGAGAGACAAAAACAGGGUCUGGCUCGCAGGGUGUCAUUCCUUGUAGACAACGUUCAACUACUCCGCCGGUCCGCCGAAGACGUGAAGCGAGAUGCCAGACAGUGGGCCGCCAUGUCCGGAGAGACAGAUCCUAUGGCUGACGUGACCGAGUCGGGCAUGGCUGAUGGCGAUGAUGAGCUGGGAAUAGGGUACCGGUCAGACAAUAUCGGCAAUGCAGCUCGCCUCAUUGACGUUUUCAGAAAUGCGGUGGGAAGUGGUCAGAUCACGACCGGAUCAAAGGAAAUCUCGACAAUGGUGCAGGAACUGUGCCGAUUUCAGCUAGCGUCCCUGUGCUCAACGGAUGAUCUGCGUGCCACGAUGGUUAUAGAGCGAGGACCAAGAACACUCGGCCUCCGAGGACACCCAUCUUCGGGGGCAGAGAUCCCGAGACAGGAACAGGUCAGGUCUAUUAAAUCGCAGCAAAUAAGCGCGUCCAAGGAGAGGGAGAGGAUGAUCCAGGGGGUGCAGAGCCUGGGCAGUAACAACACGACGGGUCACAGUAGAGCUGCGUACAGUGUCCUUCACGGCUUCGGCGAGGACGACAUCUCCAUAACGGCCGCAGACUCGGAGACUGUCGCCGGGGCCACAGGCCCGUCAACGAGCAUCCGGUUUGGGCCGGCCACCUCGUUUCUGGAGGCAGGGAGGCAGCUCGCCGUGUCCUUCACGCUCAACCAAAGACAGAGCAUUGCCCUCCGACUGAUAUGCCGUCAAUUGGACCGAGUGCGUCGCGAUGAGCGAGGUACCUCCCAGCUCUGCCAAUUUGUCGGAGGCGAAGGCGGCACUGGAAAGUCGCGGGUCAUCGAAGCUAUCGCCGCGCUGUUUGCAAGCAAAGGAAUAUCACAUCGUCUGCUGGUAACGGCGACAUCAGGCACCGCGGCGGCACAGGUCAAUGGUAUUACUAUCCACUCCGCGUGCAAUUUGUCCAAAGGCAUCUCGCGAACAAGUCUAUAUACGCACGUCGACGGGAUUCGUUCUUCCAGCUCGGGUGACCUGUAUAUCGAUGGCCAGGCCAGGAUGGACUGGCAGGAGAAAUGGCUGCUGAUCGUUGACGAGGUCAGCAUGCUUGGUGCGCGGACGUUACACGCCGCGAACGAGCAGCUGUGCAAGCUUCGGGGGUGCACGGAAGACUUUGGCGGGAUUCCCAUUGUUGUCUUCUGCGGCGACUUCCACCAGUUCCGCCCCGUUCAAGAGAGGUCGAUUCUCCUGCCAAGCGCUGCCAUUCCGUGGGACGAAGAGAGAACGUUCAGGAUGGAACAGAGAUACCAGCACGACAAGGCGCAUGCUCUGUGGAAGAAGUUUACCACCGUAGUUAUGUUGAAUGAACAAGUCCGUGCUGCUGGGGAUCCACGGCUGCGCGGGCUGCUAACGCGGAUCCGGGAAGGCAUACAAGACCAGACCGAUGUGGAUCUCUUGAACAGGACGUGUUAUCAGGAAGGCAGACGGAUCCCGUGGGAGUCGGGCAUUACAGUAGUAACGCCGCUGAACAAGAACCGAUGGAAUUUGAACGUCGAGGCUGUGUUGUCUUUUCAGAAGCAACGGCAGGCACCGAUGCGAAUCUUCAUUUCCGAGCACAAGUGGAAAGAUGGGCAACCUACAGAGGAGGAGGCUCUCAUGAUGAUGGGCUACGGUGACGACAGUGCGAUACCGGUUCCUGCGAUCUUCAUGUUCGUCCCUGGCAUGGCUGUCGUCGUGAACCAGAACACCCAUCAAGGCCUGAAAGUGGUCAACGGAUCGAGAUAUGUGGCAUUAGAUGUCAUUCUGGACAAGAAGUACCCAGGCUAUCGCAUUUCCCGUGAUACCACCCUCCACUUUGGCCCCCCGGCCGCAUGCCAACCGGAACCGUCCUUCUUGCACCCAUCAGCACAAAGAUAG